Molecule: messenger RNA, 1945 nt
Organism: Carassius auratus (goldfish)
Lineage: Eukaryota; Metazoa; Chordata; Actinopteri; Cypriniformes; Cyprinidae
Exons: 5
Coding region: 672-1283 (203 amino acids)
Source: RefSeq, a predicted model, not a curated record
AAGACGUAAGCGAAAGAAAAAAAAACUUGAGACCACAACGGGAGAAAUAAGGGAAAGCAUGUAAACCACAAAAUAUAGCAGUCACAAUUAAAUCUUAAUUCAUUUAAUUUAGUUUGUGAUUAAAUAUUUAUUUUGGAAUUUUAGUCGUCAACACAGCAACAGCCAGUGUAAAAACACUUCAUAUUAGCAGCUUUCAUUAAGUACAGUUAAAGGUGGACUUUGAAGCUUGAAUCAUAAAUUUUUGUCUGAUCGAAAUGUCUAGAAAUCAAAUUCUGAGCUGAAGUCAGUCGUGAUGUAUUGUGUGCGUUGAGCCGCUAGAGGGCGCUGUGUGAGCAGAGCUGCGCAUGCGCAGUGUGCCUCAUGUACUUCAUGUUGCUUCUGUUCCGCGUUUAAUCCGCUGCGAUGAGCUUUUAUUUACUGGGUAUUUCAAUAACAUGAGCAGCGUUUUUAAUGUAGACAGACUGAUUGUCUUUAUGUCAGUCCAGGAUGAGAGUGGCAGAUUAUCGACGCUUUGUUCAGCGCGCAGAAUUAAUAUGCAUCAAAUCAUAGCUUUUAUAAUCUCUCGAGGGAUUCUUCGACUGUAACUGUUAAGGUACUCUUUUUAUGAGGAACCAUAAACACUCAAAGUGUGCAACAGCAUUUAAUAAAGUCACCUAAAGAAUCAGAUCAGCAUGACCCUGGUGUUGACCCCUGCGGCUGUGUGCCAGUGCUUCACGCUCGUGUCGCUGUGCACGUCUAUCGCUGAUCCCAACUGGAUCCAGGUCCAGAACUGCUCUGAUUCGAGCAGCGGUCUCAUCUACGGUGUGGCCUUCACUCUACACGCAUAUCAGAAUCUGACAGACACAGGUCCGUUGGGUGGACUGCACGGAUGGGGAAUGUGGCUGCUGUACUCUCUAGCUGCUCUCUGCUACAGCGCCGUCCUGUUUUCCAGUUCCUCGUUCCUGCUGGAUUUCCUCGGAGCCGCUGUCACUCGCUCGAAGCUGGUGACGUCUCUGCACAUCUUGACAGCGUUCAUCGGCGUGAUGGUUGUGUGUGUGUGUGUGGCCUGUAUGAGUGUGAUUGAGCACAAUCUGCAGCGAGCGAAGAGUCAGACAGAGAGGCUCUGCAUGUCUGCAGGAGAAAGCUUCUACAUCGAGGUGUUGGGCCUGCUCUUCUCCCUCCUAGCGUGUGCUUUGGCCCUCAAGGGUCGUCCUGUACCCAUCAGGACCUGCGAGUACCUGAGCGUGGAUGGAGCGGACGGAGACACGGAGCCUUUGAUUGGUGGAGCUGAGAGAGAGGAGUAAACACACAGGGUUACACACUUCAUUUCUAACAUCUCAGAGCACGUACAGAAUCAGCUCCUUCUGGUUCAUUAUUGUGAAUCUGAAUUGAUCACAGUGUACAGGAUCUCAACUAACAGGGAACGUUCUAAAAAUGUUCCGUUGAGGUUCCUUCAAUGUCAUGAACAAGCGUUCCUCCAGGAACAUUCAUGGAAUGUUUGUUUUGUUGUUUACUAAUGUUCUCAAAACAAUAGCACAUAAACGUUAUUUAUACAUCAUCUUCUGAAAUGUUUAAGUUGGGUGUUUUCUUUUUAAAUGUUACUAAUUGUAUCAAAAACAUUCCGAGAACAUUCAAAAGUAACAUUCUCCUCAUUAUUAAACGGAAUGUUGUUUUUUAUGUUUGAAUGACCAAGAAAACUUUACAUUUUAAAUCUUCGGAAAUAACAUUUUCAUAACUUAAUUGCUACAUCAGCCAAAUGUAGUUUGGAUGUGUUUUUGUUAGCUGGGAUGUGGAAUUGACAGGAAUUGUUUAUUUAAUUACAUUACAAUUAAAAGUAAUUCAACAAAACAGUGAAAACAUGUUUUUUGUUAAACUAUGUCAUUCUUUCAGACUAAAUGUGACUAUUUGUUUGCUGAUAUGUGGAAUUAAUUUUUCAGAAUUGAUUUGAAAUUAUAUUUUGAAAGCA